Gadus morhua (Atlantic cod) is the source of this 2329-nucleotide messenger RNA. RefSeq names its product opsin 8, group member a (gene opn8a). The record is from RefSeq and is a predicted model, not a curated record. Gene Ontology annotation, cellular component: membrane. Gene Ontology annotation, biological process: G protein-coupled receptor signaling pathway. Gene Ontology annotation, molecular function: G protein-coupled receptor activity. The transcript has 4 exons. Bases 333 to 1358 code for a protein of 341 amino acids. NCBI's taxonomy places the organism in Eukaryota, Metazoa, Chordata, Actinopteri, Gadiformes, Gadidae.
CGUAGUUUAUGGGGAUUUAAUUAUGUGGUUUGAACUAUCCCUUCUCAUCCUCAGCCACAGUGUGUGUGAUGUGUGCGAGAGAGAGCACACACAUGUAUGCGUGUGUCAGACCAGUAUAUCCCCAGUGGACGACGUUUCUCAUGCCACUACUUAAACAGUUUUUCUGUGCAGAGGACGACUAUAAAAGCUUACGGCUGACCCAAAUCGACCAGUGGGCUGAAACCUUGCAGGGCUUUCCGGAUCGAGAGACACAACGGGGUUGGUGGAGUGGGUAGGCUAAACGCGGUGAAAGUAAUAUUAUUUGUGGCCAGGCGUUCAGUGCCGGAUGAGAAAUGGAACCUAAAUAUACAUCCAAGCUGUCCCAAAACAUUGACAUCGGGGUUGGGCUUUACCUCGUCGUCAUCGCCAUCCUGUCGGUGAUUGGGAACACGGCGGUGCUGGUCAUCUCCGCACGCAGGUCCACCCAGCUCAAGGGCCCCGAGCUGCUGGCGGUUAACCUGGCCGUGACCGAUCUGGGCAUGGCCCUCAGCAUGUACCCACUGUCAAUCGCCUCCGCCUUCAACCACGGGUGGCUGGGCGGGGACCCUUCCUGCCUCUACUACGGCCUCAUGGGCAUGGUGUUCAGCGUGGCCAGCAUCAUGAGCCUGACCGUGCUGGGGAUGGUCCGCUAUCUGGUGAACGGAAAUCCCCCAGAGACGGGCAACAAGUUUGAAAGAAAGACCAUCCUGCUUGUGAUAAGCGGGAUCUGGCUGUACGCGGGCGUGUGGGCCGUCCUACCUCUUCUGGGCUGGGGCAGCUACGGCCCCGAGCCCUUCGGCCUGGCCUGCUCCGUGGACUGGAUCGGGUACAAGCGAUCCCUGAACCACUCCAGCUUCAUCGUGACCAUGGCCUUGCUCUGCGCCCUCAUCCCCUGCCUGCUCCUCCUCUUCGCCUACUCGGCCAUCGCCUGGAAGCUGCACAGGGCGUACCGCUCCAUGCGGAAAGGCGACUUCCACUACGGCAACAUAGAGAGGCGGAUCACCCUCAUGGCGGUGAUGAUAACCCUGGGCUUCAUCUUGGCCUGGGCGCCGUACGUGUCAGUCAGUGCAUGGAGCAUGUUUCACCCCGCCGACCAGAGUGGCAGUCUCCCUCCGGUCAUCAGCCUGCUGCCCUGCCUGUUCGCCAAGACCGCCACCGUGUACAACCCCUUCAUCUACUGCGUCUUCCAGCGCACACUCGGAAAGCACUUGUGUUGUUGUUGUGGUGGUGGUGGUGGCGGUGGGCCGGCCAUUGAAAUUAAUAAGUGGGAUAAUGCACCGCGCAAUAUCACCGGCUCUGUGGAUCUGGAUUUGAGUGGGAGAUGGAAGCAAGGCGGAUGAGAACCCUGUUGCCAUGGGCGGCAGGGAGGAAGAGAGAUGAAACGCUUAUCCUUGCAAGCUCCUCGUGUUAACUUUUGCAUUUUCUCCCUCGUAUAGGGAGAAUACACCCAGACCGAUUCAGUUAUUGUUAUUUAUUGCUGUUAUUUGUUGUCGUUUUCUUUAUUAGUGCAAACAUCGGCCAACUGUUGAUGUCAUUUCAGGCAUCUUCCAAGUUAUUUUAAUUAGUCAGCCGCCACGGCUGCAGCAUUGCUUUGUAUAGCCACACAGACACAGAGGAAUUAAUUGAAUUUGUCAUAUAGUUGUGGAUGCAAACAUUCCCGAGACCAGGCAUGAAAGACCCCGCUACGGGGAGUAGGGUUGUUAUGGCAUGGAGAAAUGCUGCGCUGAAGAUUCCUGCCACAAAAGGGAACCGAAACCGUCAAUAGCUGAAUUAAUUCUUGAACGGGUAAAUUGAAGCAGUUUAAAUCCCUUUCUCCAUAAACAUCUACGCAUUCAUGAAGAGAAUUUAUGAAUUCCAAUGUUGCCAUUUUAAAAUCAUGCUGUGACGCACAAUGUGUUAAUUUGCUACAGGGAUGCACACAAACACACACACACAAGCUUCAAAGAGUAGUUGAGCAAAAGGGGGCCUGGAAAUGUAUCAUGCACAGUGAAAAUGUAUUUUUGUAUGGUGAGGCUCUAAUAAAUCUAUACUUUAUUAAAUGACCCUAAGCUAGGUCAUCUUUCGGGAUUCUACUGGAUUUGAAAAAUCCAACUUGAUGGCAAAUGAAGUCCUACAAUCCUUAAAUCCUAUGGAAUGCCCAGGGGAGCCUAGCAGGUGUUGGUUUUCAUAAUAAUACAUUCAAGCCAGAGAUGAAAGUAACCUUUGGUUGUUGGCUUUGUGUUGUCGCAGCAGGGAAAAAAAAUUAAAGUACAAUAAAUUGAAUUAUUCAUGAAGAUCCAACCCAAAAAGCGCAAGGAUCAUGCGAGCCUGU